Molecule: messenger RNA, 819 nt
Organism: Sphenostylis stenocarpa
Lineage: Eukaryota; Viridiplantae; Streptophyta; Magnoliopsida; Fabales; Fabaceae
Source: the annotation of a GenBank genome assembly
AUGAAUGUGUUGAAAAGCACAAUUUUUAAAGCCCCUCAUGUUAGCAAAGGAGAUGAAGAUGGGCCCCAACCCAGUCAAGUCUCCGCUGUUGGUGCUAAUGCUUCACAGUAUGCCCCAGUUGGUAAUCCAAACCACAAUUACCAAUCCCAGGUGGCUGGGCAUAAUGGUUAUGGGGAUCAACUUGUUGACCCUGUUCAAAUCCCAAAGGUGGAACAAUCAAUGGUGCAUCAAGUUGACCCUGCUAAUGCAAACAAGGUCACCCCACCCUUACUGAGAGGAACAGUUCCUGAAUCUUCAUCUGCAAGGGCACACUUUGCAAAUCCAUUUGUCAACAUGAACAACCAGAACGCCAAACCAAUGCUUCCUUCAGCUGAUCAAUCUAAAGGUCUGAUUCCUCUGCAAAAUCAGACACAAAACUUGCUGAUGGGAAGGGAUCUGAGGAGAGAAGUGUCAAUGGAAGCAGCAAAGAAUUUCAAAGUCGGAGAGGGACGAGCUGAACGAUCAUGGGAUGCUGGAGAAGGUCCAUCUGCUAAACGUCUGAAGCACAUAAAUUCACCACCAAAGGAAGGACCCAACCAAGGGCCUGCACCCCAGGAGGCAAACAAUGCACCUGAAAAUCCAAAGCUUCUGGAUCUGAUCAAUAACACUGGAAACAAUGGAGGAUUUGUAAGUAAUUCUCUCUAUGACCCAGCAUUUGAGACUCUUGGCCUGGCAGUUGACCCUCAUAUCAGAUUGUUUGAAGCAUUGGCUGGUUUUGACAAGAAUCUUGCUGUUCUUGAUGCAGCUCGCGGGGAGAAGGGGUAUCGCAUGUUCGAUUGA